GGAAGCGUUGGAUUGAAGCCAAUGGCAAAGAGCCCACAACUGAAGACGUGCAGCGAAUGCACGAUAAUUUCAUACCUCAAGUCUUGUCGAGUCUCACGAAAUACAGUAAUGUUAUCGAAGGCGUGGCAGAUGUGGUGAAACGGCUGAAGAGAGCGCCCUUCAGCCUCAAGAUCGGCUCAACCACUGGUUAUCCUAAAGAAGUGCUUAAAAUACUAUUGCAAGCGAGCAGUACUCAAGGCUUUAUUCCGGACGCAUCGGUAUGUUUGGAAGAAGUGCCCGAAGCCAACCCCUCACAUCCAAGCCCAGCCCCGCUAUGGCUGUGCGCUAUAAGACUGGGUCUUUCGCCUAUUGAAUUCAAAGUGGACGAUUCAGUGAAUGGUAUAGCGGAAGGCCUAUUGGCGGGCGUCUGGACUGUGGGCAUCGCUAAAACAUCUUCUUAUGUGGGCCUAAAUGAGCAGCAAUUGGAUGAACUGAAGUCAUCAGAACUGCGGAUGCGAUUACAGCGCGCGUACGACGCCCUGAGCGGCUCUGGAGCUCAUUAUGUGAUCGACACUAUCGCUGACUUACCCGUUGUCAUCGAAGAUAUUAACAGGAGAUUAGCCAACGGAGAGAAGCCUUAGGUCUCACUUAUAAUGACGUAUUCGACAAAACAAUUUGUUUGGUUUUGUUUGCACUGGAAUUCAGGGUUUGCCGCAUCCUUUCGUAGUGCAUACACAUAGUAUUUAUAUCGUAUUUAUUUGAAUGUUUAAAGCUUUUUACAACAUAUUUAUUGUUAUGAAAACCCAAUCAAAAACAAUCAAUUGUAUGUG
Molecule: messenger RNA, 809 nt
Organism: Oppiella nova
Lineage: Eukaryota; Metazoa; Arthropoda; Arachnida; Sarcoptiformes; Oppiidae
Source: the annotation of a GenBank genome assembly